AGAAUUACAAAUUUCAUCCUCCCUCUCCAAUCCAUCACACACGCACAGCCAUGUCCUCAGCAGCACCUUGGACAUCAACUAUUCCGCAAAAACCCCAAACCCCUGGCCCUUCACUAUUCUCUCAUCUCCCCCUUCCUCACUCUCGCACCAUCCAAUUUCAUAGACUCAACCACAAUCUCACCCUCAAGCCCCUCAACUCCUCUUCCCAACCUCUGUAUGGCUCUGUUUCACCAGCUCCACCACAAGACGAGGACGACGACGAAGAGCCCGCUAUCGGUGACUGCCUCGUCUACGAAGAGGGCAUCUUCAACGACCCAUUUAUUGAGAACACCAGAAAUUCCAGGCGUUCCGGCGCUCACAUCACUAAAUCGGCUACCAAUAAAGACGCCGAUGUCUCGCCGGAAAACCUAAUUCCGGAUGAGUGGCAGGAUGUCCAGAAGGAAUUGAACAUCACGAAGAAGGAGCGGCGGAAGAUGGCGCAGGAAUUGGAGUACGGCACGCGGGUGGCGAAGCGGAGGCAGGCUCUGAUGCCUCUGAAUUCGGAGGGAUUUGAAAAAACGAGGCAGGAUAAAAUUGAGCAAAUGAGGCUGGAGAAAUUUGAGAAAAUUAAGCAGGAAAAGAUAAAGCAGCUGAGCCCGGUGGUGCUUGAUAAUCCGAAGAAGGCGUAUUUUAGGGAGAUAAAGCCUGAGAAGGAGACAAAUGGAGAGGUUAGUGGAGGUAGAGUGGCGCCAAGGAAUCCGAGGCUGGCAGUGUAUGGAGUAGGUUUGGAGGAUGUUUCUGCGUUUUUUAGCAGUGGGAAGUAUGAGAGCGCUGCUGCUGAUAAAUCUCAAGGCACUGGUAAAUUAUUCUCACAAGAAGAGAAGGCAAUGAUGAAUAGGCGGGUUCCUGAUGUAGCAGUUGCUACCUCGGGGAAAUGGCAUCCUCUGCAUACUCUUGUUGCUACCGGAGAAUUUUACCUUGUUGAUUCUCUGUUAAAGCACAACCUUGAUAUUAAUACCCCAGACAAGAAUGGACUGACUGCAAUUCACAAAGCAAUACUUGCCAAAAAGCAGGCUAUUUUUAACUUUCUUUUGAGGGAAUCAGCAAAUCCAUUUGUUCGUGACAAUGAGGGAGCUACCUUAUUGCACUAUGCUGUCUUUGCAGCUUCUAGUCAGAUGAUAAAGAUCUUGUUAUUAUACAAUGUUGAUAUAAAUCUUCAAGAUAAUGAUGGAUGGACACCAUUACAUUUAGCAGUGCAAUCCCGAAGGACAGAUAUACUGAGGCUUUUACUGAUCAAGGGAGCUGAUAAAUCUCUAAAGAACAAGGAUGGAUUUACUGCUCUAGAUCUUUGCCUCUACUCUGGCAGAGAUACAAGAACUUACGAACUCAUCAAGCUCCUCAAACGCAUUUACUAGUCUUCAACUAUUCAACAAUUCAUCCAUCCUGACUGCUUUUGCUGCAAUCAAGGCUCGGAUGGUUGGUUGUAUCAUCUCAUCAUAACCGUUCUCAGAACUAUCCAGCCUAUAGUAUAGCUGCUUAUAGUUGGAGCAAGGGCUGCACAGAACGCCUUCCUCGCCUGCUUUGAUGCAGCCAGCACACAGCUCAUGAAGGAAAAUGCUGUAUUCUGUAGCAUUUGAGAAUGCUAUGGCUGGAAUGUAUAGUAUAGCUCUGUAGCAUCAUUCAUUGAGUUCAACUAUUUGACUCAUGGCAGUAUAGGAUUGUAAUACAGAAACAAUGAGGUUUUAAUAUAAUGGUAAGUAAGUCGGCUCCACGAGCAUUGUAGCU
This is a messenger RNA of Salvia miltiorrhiza (redroot sage), 1764 nucleotides long. Its product is annotated as ankyrin repeat domain-containing protein, chloroplastic-like. The transcript has 7 exons. The record is from RefSeq and is a predicted model, not a curated record. Gene Ontology annotation, cellular component: chloroplast outer membrane. Gene Ontology annotation, molecular function: chloroplast targeting sequence receptor activity; protein binding. Lineage: Eukaryota; Viridiplantae; Streptophyta; Magnoliopsida; Lamiales; Lamiaceae. Gene Ontology annotation, biological process: protein targeting to chloroplast. The coding region runs from base 51 to 1394 and encodes 447 amino acids.